This is a messenger RNA of Echinococcus granulosus, 2808 nucleotides long. RefSeq names its product Proactivator polypeptide. NCBI's taxonomy places the organism in Eukaryota, Metazoa, Platyhelminthes, Cestoda, Cyclophyllidea, Taeniidae. The coding region runs from base 1 to 2808 and encodes 935 amino acids. Gene Ontology annotation, biological process: sphingolipid metabolic process. The transcript has 16 exons. The record is from RefSeq and is a predicted model, not a curated record. Gene Ontology annotation, cellular component: lysosome.
AUGUUGGACGUAUGCAAAAACCUAUGGCUUCAUGCAACUCUUGUUGAACCGAACAUUGAGUCCAACGAAUGCAGAGAUUGCAAGAGGCUUGUGACUAACGGAACUUACAGCACCAUUUUAUCCAAGAUAUCAAAGUCUGAAACUCUGAAAUUUGAUGUCAAGUCCACCUGUAAUGACUGCAAAAAAAUUAUAACUGAUUUGCGCGCCCUAGUCCAAGAUAACGACACCAAGAGUGCUAUAGCUAGCUACUUAAAAAAGGCAUUUUGUUACGAACUGCCUCUUCAAGUGGUUGACAUCUGCAAACACACUAUUGAUGCCUACGUUGUUAUUCUUAUGGAUAUGGCAGGUAGUGAGCUGCAUCCUGGUCCCAUCUGUGCUCUUUUUGGACUCUGUCCCACUGAAAGAAUUGAGAUGAAGAAGUCCGAAAAGGACUCAGAAUUCAAGUCACAUUCCUGGAUCCAAAGACCUGCUCCUGUUGGCUUCGAGUUCUUCCAUUCUCGUCUCAGCUACUCUGGUGCUGUUUCCGACUCAGAUGCUUGCACUGAAUGUAAGAAUGUAUUCUCCCGCAUUCGUGAUCAAACCAAGGAUCCUGUCUUCGAUCAAGCUUUAAAGAAUGUUGUUAAGGAAUCCCUUUGUGAAUCGUUCGGUUACUUUAAGAGCAUGUGUGAAGCGGCUGUCUCCAAGGAAGUAGACUCCAUGAUUGACAACGCCUCAAAAAUGAACAUCACUGACCUCUGCUUCUUCUUCAAUCAGUGCACAGAGAACGUGUCGCCAGUGGCAAGGGCUUUUAAGGCAUCUCUUUUUAGACUCUUUGCUCCUCCUUCACAGGAACUCAACGUUCCCAUUCCUUUCGUUUGUCCGGUGUGUGAGAUGUUUUUUGCAAAAGUGAUUGACUUGGUUCUCAACAAUAGGAGCGAGGCUGCAAUUGUUUGGGCACUUGAAGAGUCAUGUAAUCUGUUGCCCUCUAAAUCACGAGAGUCAUGCAUUCGAUUUGUCGAAGCCUACUCGGAUGUAAUCAUUCGAGAGAUUAUAGCAGGCACUGCCCCCAAGAUCAUUUGCUCCAGUUUUGGUGCUUGUGACGCAGUGGCGGCAAUUCCAGUUGCUGCUGGGGAUUCAGAGUGCAAAUUGUGUGAGGUGAUUGUCGGCACGAUUUACGAGAAUCUGGAGAACAAUGCCACCAAGGAGGAUACUGUCAAGGCGUUAGAGACAGCGUGCAGUCACCUCCCCUACCUUAGUGCUCGGUGUGUACAACUGGUGGAUGAAUAUUGCUCUCAGGUCAUAGAUCUCCUUGUGAGUGGUGUGUCACCGAAAGAAGUCUGUCAGAAAAUAGGAUUCUGUUCCGAGGUUGUGGUCGCUGAGCCGAGUCUGAAGGAUGGCUGUGCCAUCUGUGAGGUUGUCUUUGCCGAGCUCUACUCCAAACUACUUGACAAUGCUACCGUAGAGCGUGUUGAGGGUCUCCUAGAAUACCUCUGCAAAUAUGUCCCCUCAGCCUAUGCCUAUACGUGCCAGUCUUGGGUUGAACAGAACACAGCGGCGAUCAUCGAUCUUGUCGUACAAAAACUCCCACCAAGAGAGAUAUGUGAGGAGGAUGCUACAGCUGAUCAAAUUGAGAAGGCUCUUGAAAGUGUCUGCGAUUACCUUCCUAAUGAGGGUCUGAAGUCUACUUGCCACGAGUAUGUCAAGGCCUACACCCAAAUAUUGAUCGAUCUGUUGGUGAAGCACCUGCCCUCCAAAGAAGUCUGCCAGGAACUGCGUCUGUGUCCGUCGGAUGCACUCCUGAAGCAUCUGUGUGCCGGCGGCCCCUCAUCUUGGUGUCGUGAUGAGUAUACCGCCAAACUCUGCUCCCAAGAGACCUUCUGCAAGGAAUUCAUCUGGCAGCUUCCGAAUCCCUCGGAUCCAAACUCUCGUCCGCCCGUUGUUCGCAAGUACGACUGCAGUAAACUCUCCACUCGUGAGGAACGCUGUUCAGACGAGCGCUUGAUGCGCCUGUGCGGUUUCGGGGCCUUUUGCUUGGGGUACAAGCGUCCACCGGUGGAUCCCUCCAAUGCCUGCCGUUUCUGCCGAAACCUCCUCACUCAACGACUUACUUACGGUAGCUUCGCUCUUGACUGCUCCAUCUAUGUAAACCCGUUGGAAAAGAUACGAUGCCAGAACGUUCGAACGCUCAAGGUUCCGGGGCGUGUGUCUUUUAACAACCUCGAUUCCAUUUGCAAGGAAAAUCAACUCUGCGAUGAUUCGGUAGAAUCACCGCCAAUGAACUCCCUCGCUCCCCUUCAAAAAAUCAUCGGUGAUGAUCCCUGUCUCUGGGGUCCCUCGGUCGCGUGUCGCGAUGCUGAUAUUGCAGCUCGUUGUGGUAUGACUACCUACUGCCAACACCACGUCUGGCUGGCUGAUCAACCGCAGUCUCGAGCCGAAAAAGUUCCCAGCUUGGCCCUCAUUGAUUGCUCCCGUCCCCUGCGUGAGAUCUGUGUCUCUCCAUUGUUGCGCUACUGUGGACGCUCUAUUCUGGAGCAGUGUCGUCUCUACGCCGCGUCGGGCAGUGUUGGGAGUGAUAUGCGUCGUGAAAUGUGCAAAGACCGUCCUCUAAGCUUCUGUUCAGAUCCCAGGAUGGUAAAACUGUGUGGAAUGGGCGAGUACUGCGAGGCAAUGAGCAUGACUCCUACAUCACCAGCACCGCCGAAUACAGAGGCUCCACGCGAUCCUCGAUGUCGUCUCGGCUCAGCUUUUGUAUGUCAAACCUACGCAAAUGCAGUGCUCUGUGACCAGGUGGAGAUGUGCCGUAGCAGAUUCUGGCCACGAGGAGUGUAG